AUGUCAAGAGAAGACUUUGAUUUGGAGGCCAGAAGAUUGCUCACACGGGAGGCAGUUCAUCUUCACAAUGAGUUUCUGUUAGCUAUACUCACUAGAUGUCAGACUUACAGUUCUAUGCUGAUGCCUAGAGAUCUGAACUGCUCCAGUCUCGCGUACACACCAGCUGCUAAAGCACUUAGGAAAGAAUCUCACAAAAUUAAAAGCAAAAAAGCAAAAACAACAAGAUCAGCUUUUGUGCAAAGGUUCCAGCCAGCCAGUCCCUUGAACUAUAGUUCGGUGGUGCUGCCAGGACCUCCAGAGGAGGAGGGGGCAAUCAGUUUCUGUACCAGAGAGAUGAUGUUGCCAGAUAUUGGCAUGGUGCAUGGGCGGAUGCUGGUGAUGGCCUGGGAUCAAGGUCUGGAGGACGUCAAAGAUGAUGCUGUGAGGCUUGUCAUGCAAGCAGUAGAACACCAACUGAAAUGUGUUCUAACUGCAGUGUUUUCACAACGUAAUGGAUUUCAAAUGAGAGAAAGAAGAUUUAAGCAUGCCAUGGGCACCCAAGCUCCGCAAGACAACAUCAGAAACUCUGAAAGCCUGCAUGAACAUAUAUCUGGCAGUGCACCAACUGCUGUAUCUAGUAAAGGCACCCACAUCCCGUCCAUGAAGAGGUCCCUAGAACUUGGUGCAGCUGGGGCAUCCUUACAGCUCUCUUGUGGGGGCAGUGAAUCUCCAGCCAAGAGUCCAGUGUCUCUAUAUGAGUUAAUGGCUUCAUUAGAGGUCUAUAGGAGUUGUAUACCAUCCCAUACAGUGUUUGUGACAAAUAUGGAACGGAUAAUCAGUAAACUUUGGCAUGCCAGCAAAGAAGAAGUUGAACAAGAGUAUAUUCACAAACAAGAAGUGCAAAUAAAAACAGACUUGGCCUCUAGUAGGUUCAUUAGGCUAUAGCAUUAGCCACAGUCCAUGGGAAUGCAUAAGGAUGUAAUGUUAAAUAAACAUUUAAAAUCGCAUGCAAGGCCAUUAAGCCUAGCUGAAGUUUUCAUGUAGAAUUAUUUGGUGGAACAGUGUAGUUGUCUUAUAUUUGAAAUAACUGUUGACAGACUGAACAAGGAACAAUUUUUACAGAUAAUCAUGAUACAUAGUUUUUCAGAUGUAAGUGAUUUGGAUAUUUUUUAAAAUUAUAUAUUUUCACCCAAGACUGUUAAUUUUGGCAGGAGUGUCAUGCCUAAUUAGGCACCCCAUCUUGUACAAUACUGCAAAGUGAAACAACAUACUUAGACAAUCAUAAUUUUCUUGACAGUACUUGACAUGCAGGUUAGCAUUAAAACUUGCUUUACAAAAUACUACUUUGGCUAGGUAAAGUAAAAACUAUUUCCAUAUUGCCAAUUUAUUACCCUUUUGAACUAGUAUUUCUUCUUCACGUUGACGUUAACCUUUUUUCUGCUGUGGUGGAUGUCCAUUCUCUUUGUAGAUAAUAAAAUAAAAGCAUGACCCCAAUCUUGGAGUCAAGGUUCCAUUAAACAAAGCAGCAAAGCUGUCAAAUGUACCAACACUGAGAAAGAAUAAUCCAAUCAAGUUGGUUUGCCAACUCUGUCAUUGAUUCUUUUUAGUUACAGUUUUCCCUUUUGCAGAUUUAUAGUGGCAGUAAACAAGAUGAUUUUUUAUCCAUUUUGAUGAAAUAUUAUAUAAUACUUAAGACACCAAUUUUUAUUAAUAUACUAUAAUUAUCAGU
Lingula anatina is the source of this 1708-nucleotide messenger RNA. Its product is annotated as transcriptional adapter 1. Gene Ontology annotation, molecular function: transcription coactivator activity. Gene Ontology annotation, cellular component: SAGA complex. Gene Ontology annotation, biological process: regulation of transcription by RNA polymerase II. Lineage: Eukaryota; Metazoa; Brachiopoda; Lingulata; Lingulida; Lingulidae. The record is from RefSeq and is a predicted model, not a curated record.